AUGACCAUACAUCUUUAUGCCGAGCAUUUGGUCAACAUCCGCGCGCUUUCCCUCCAGGCGGCUUUGUCCACAGUUUCCAACCAGCAGACGAGAGCGACGUUGUCUGCCGAUGGCGACACACUGAGCCUUGAGCACGAAGGCGAAAGUGCAAGCAUCAGACUCCCAUUCCAAGUGCCCGGCGCACAUAGUGAUGCGACACUGACUAUCCCGGCGGCACCGACGAAGGACCUGAGCUUUCGUGUGUCACUGCAGGAAAAUCCAGAAUCCAAUGGACUGCUCACAAACACCGCUAUCGACAGCGAAAACGUGGUGCCAUGGGCGGCCGAUGCUCUGACAGCUGACACAGAGAUACGAUGUGUGCACUGCUCUUCUGUUCUUGUGCAGCGCCAUUCGGUCGCAAUAUGGAAGAAUCUGCCCUCAGAAAAUUGGGCGGAGAUGAUGGACUUCUGGCACUGUCACAGGCCACAUGUUCCUCACAGCCAUGAUCACGAAGCACCAGCCAAAGGUUAUGGCGCUGACAGCACAUUGAGAAUACAAUCGGGGCUGGGCUUAGUCGAUCCUAUCGAUUUCGUAUUGGCACCUGAAAAUUGCUCAUCGCUAAAGAUCUCCUCCAUUGCCUCAUCUGAUCAUGAUGAAAUCCUUCGAUGUUCAACAUGCAAUACUAUCGUCGGCCAUGUGCACACGAGCGGAGGCUAUAAGGUCCGAAAACAGCACCUCUCGCUGUCCUCCUCGCCAUCGCACAGAUCAGCCUCCUACCCACCCGAGAAAUGGCUCGCUUGUCUACUCUUGGCAAGCAUCGACACACAAGGCGUUCGCAAGUUUACUGUUCGAAGCUCAACCUCUGACCAUAUCGCCCUGAAGCUCUGGAUUUUCACACCAGAUAUCAAUGUGUCGUCGUCAACAACCACAGCAAGCGCGCCGAUUCGUGCUGUUAAGAUCUUCUGGCAAGACUGGACGCUCGCCUCAGACGAUAUAGGUGCCUUAAACCGACAGGCAUUGAUGGAAGGUGAACUCGAGCUACCACCACAGGAAAUGGAUCAGCUCCGUGACAAGCUCAUGCAAAGUAAAUCCAUGCUACCCGAGCCAGCACGGAAAUUCCAAGAUUGGAAUGUGGCUCUCCUGCCCCGCUUCAGACUCGAUGAGCUGUGA
Pseudocercospora fijiensis CIRAD86 is the source of this 1149-nucleotide messenger RNA. RefSeq lists its product as uncharacterized. Bases 1 to 1149 code for a protein of 382 amino acids. The transcript is spliced from 2 exons. Gene Ontology annotation, cellular component: ubiquitin ligase complex; nucleus; cytosol. Lineage: Eukaryota; Fungi; Ascomycota; Dothideomycetes; Mycosphaerellales; Mycosphaerellaceae. Gene Ontology annotation, biological process: protein autoubiquitination; protein polyubiquitination; protein monoubiquitination. Gene Ontology annotation, molecular function: ubiquitin protein ligase activity; ubiquitin conjugating enzyme binding; cyclin binding. The record is from RefSeq and is a predicted model, not a curated record.